This is a messenger RNA of Bombus terrestris (buff-tailed bumblebee), 5132 nucleotides long. Its product is annotated as serine/arginine repetitive matrix protein 2. Bases 195 to 4007 code for a protein of 1270 amino acids. Gene Ontology annotation, molecular function: protein binding. The record is from RefSeq and is a predicted model, not a curated record. The transcript has 14 exons. Lineage: Eukaryota; Metazoa; Arthropoda; Insecta; Hymenoptera; Apidae.
AGUUCAUCGUUUCCGGCUUUUCCGUAAUCGUGACUUGUGCAGUGUAUGGUGAAAAAUAGGGCCGCAGUUGUUUAAUCGUCGAUGAUGAUACGUAGCGGGCCGUGAUAUAGUUGGAAAACACAUUAACAAAUCGUCGGAAGAUAAUACGGAAGCAACGUAUUGCAGGACUAGGUUGCUUGCAGUACAGAAUCAAAAUGGAAUCAAUGGAUGCGCGUCUUGUGGCGCAAGCAUUGAACUACCAUGGCCAACAGUUGCAGAAAGUGUGGGAAGGAGAACGCAACGAGAACGAGCUGGCCAUGCUCAAUCUCAAGGAACCAAACUUUGAAAUCUAUCAACAACGUCAAAAGACUCUAAGUUUUGGUGAUAGAGGAAAGAGGCUAAAGCUACAGCAGUUCCUUGCAAAGAAGGCAGAUGCUCUUUAUGAUAAAUCAAAUUUGGAGAAAACAGUUGAACCUAUCAAGCAAGAAUUAGGAGAUGAAGAAUUUUAUGCAACAAUGCCAGGCCUUGACACUUUUGUCACCAUGGAAAAAUCUCAACGUAUUCGAAAUUUUUUGGAGAGUUUGGUCAUUGGAGAUGUUAUUUACGCGCAAGUGAUGGGUAAAAGUGCUGCUGGACUUCUUCUGAAGGUGCUUUGCAACUGCAGCGAUUGCCCCAGAGUUGUUACUGAUUUAGGAGUUAAGGCUCUAAUAUUGAACACGGCCACAGUGCCGGCAGUGGACAAGAAAGGUGUAACAAGAGGCUACAUGGCAAAUGAUCUCAUCUGCGUCGUAGUCAGUGAAGUUAACGUUGAAGCCGAGCGAGUUGUUGCAGUUAUGAACGUACCUGCCCGUGAAGGGCAAGCACCGCACCCACCUAUGGGACUUAUCCAUUCUGAUGAUCUUCCAGAAGCUUAUAAGAAAGCAAUGGACAACAAAGGACAGUCUUACGAAGCGAUGUUGGAGAAUAGUACUGGCUUCAACAAUCCAAACAACAUUAAAUAUCUUUGCGACUUGAUGGGUCUCGGUCAAGAAAACCAUUCCAAUAUGGUUGGUUUGAGAGAAAGAUUCCCACCCAAUGAAUAUGCAUCCGAAUUAAGACAAGCACAGGCUAGUAAGUGGGCAUUCCGGAGCGUAGCAGAAGGUAUAGAUCAUUUCAAGGCUGGGCGUCAUACAGAAGCCUUCCAAUGUCUCAAUAAGGCACUUACCGUAGACCCACGAAACGUCGAAGGAUUAGUAGCACGUGGAGCAUUAUACGCUAAUAGCGGUAGUUUCAAGAAAGCAAUCGAUGAUUUUGAAACAGCAUUGAAGCUGAAUCAAACUCAUACGAACGCCCGCAAAUACAUGGCCGAGACUCUCGUUGCUCUAGGCCGAAGUUACGAAGAUGAGAAGAAGUACGAAGAAGCUCAAAAGGCAUAUGAAAAUUGCUUAGCGAUUGCUCCAUUCCACGAGGAAGCGAGAAAUUCUAUCGAAUACAUCAAAUCUAAGACAUUAACAUCUUCUUUGAAUCCUUUGGAUACAUUCAAGAGUUUCGAAACUGAAAAUGAUGUCGGCGAAAAUAAGAAAGAGAAGAAGAAACGCAAGAAGGAGAGAAAGUCGCGCUCGAAGAAGAGACAGAGAUGGAGUUCGAGUUCCAGUUCGUCAUCGAGCGGUUCUUCGAGUUCUUCCAGCUCUGAGUCCAGCAGUUCUUCUUCAUCUGCAAGUUCCCGAUCAGCAUCUCGAUCACCUAAUCGCAAGCGAAAGCAUAAGAAGGAUCAUCGUGGCUCACUUUCACCUCUGAGCAAACGGAUGGCUCAAUACAACAACCCACCAGCUGCCACCACAGCUGCACAUGACGUAAUCGCCCCAGUAUCUUACAGUUCAAAUACUCGAGAUAAGAUGGACGAUUACGAGAUAAAAGUACGAAAAUUCUUGGAACAGACGAAAGAUGAUUCCGAUUAUGAAGAUAAAGUAAGGAAAUUCCUGGAAGAAACAGCUAGAUGGAAGAGAGAAAGGGAGAAGGAAAAGAAACAUUCAGAAAGUGAGAAAAUGAAGAAAAAGAAGAAGAAAGAAAAGAAAGGAAAAGAUAAAGAAAAAGAGGACAAGAAAAGCAGGAAGAAGAAAAAGAAAGAAGAAAGGAAGAAACGCAAAAACAAGGACAAGCUCGAACGAGAUUUAGAAGCCUUAAAAAAGUCUUCAUUGCCGGAUUUAGAACAAUUGGAAUCAAAACUGAAUGCGUAUUAUGCAAAAGUUGAAAAAGAGACUGCCGUCUUGAAAAGGUAUGUAGCUCAGUAUAAUGACAUAGCUUCCCCUCUUAGCAACGCGGAGAAGCUCGCUGAAAGUUCACGAAGGGAGGAAGAGCUGCGCAGAGAGAGAGAAAGGGAAAGAGAUGAAGCUUCAAAGGCGUAUCACGAACGGGAAGCUAGAAUACCAAUGACUGCACAGCAACGUAAAGAGAUUCAGAGGAAACCACUGACAGACAUUUUUGAACAAGAGUCACAACUAAUUCAUCCCGAACCGAAAUUACCUACUCUUGACACAGCUGCAUUAAAUGCGAAAUGGAAAGCUGCACAAGCCGCUAGGCAAAAGGAUGUUCUUCCACAAAAGUGGCAAGAUAUACCGGUAGAGAACAAAAAGAUGCAGUCCAAUGUAGAUAGUGACGAAGACGAUGAUAACGAGCUCGAGGAGAAACUGCAGCGAGCAGCAUUGGAAAAAUCCAUGAAUAUACGGAAGCAAAUGCAGCGCGAACUCGCAGAGAAGAGAGCAGCAGCCGCUCAGCCCAUGUCCGCACCGACUCCGCCGCCAUUACCCAAAGAACCUCCGAUGCCUAAGCAGGCGCCGGUCAAAUAUCCUACACCACAACCACAGAACAAAUUUCAAUCGUAUAAGGAUCCUUCUAUAUCUGCAACGCAAACAACACCGACAAAGUUUAGUUCUAAUAACAAUCUUGGUGGCAAAUUCCAGCCGAUUGGACAAAGUGGUAAUAGCGGUGCUGGUCAUCCACCAGAACCACCACGUCCGCCUCCACCAACGAAGAACCAGAAUCAGGCUAAGGGUCCCAGAACAGAUUCUGAUAGCGAGACAGAGAGGCAACACAGACAAACCCCUAAGAAACGCGAAUCUACUGGCAGGGGAGGAGCUGUAACUAAACGAAUGAGUAGAGAUCGUCCAGCAAAACGGUCGCGCAGCAGAUCGCGCAGUGCCUCUAGUUCAGGCUCUUCGAGGUCACGUUCACCCAGAAGAAGUCGUUCAAGAUCGUACUCGAAUCGAAGAUCUGGAAGUUACGAGAGAAAAUACAGUCGAUCUCCGUCGGGUACUUACAGUAGAUCACGCUCUAGAUCUCGUUCUCGAUCUUAUACCAGGAGUCGUAGUCGCAGUAGGUCUGGAGACAGGAGUUACUAUCGCAAGAGACAAUUCCGGCCAUACAAUAAUCGUGGCACUUACUAUAAGCCUCGUUUCCAGGGCUUCAAUAAUCCAAACCAUCGUGGCGGUGGUAACAAUUUCCAAAAUCGUAAUCGGUUCUAUAAUAAUCAGCACAAUAAUCGCUUUGGCAAUAGACGUGGCGGUGGUUUUAAUAAUCGUGGUGGUGGACGCGGACGUGGUGGUAAUCGUGGCGGUAGAUUUUUCCACGGUAAGCAGGGCUUCCGCGACUUCCGAGAUAGGCGAGACUUCAGAGACCGGCGUGCCGCUUCUCGCGAUAGAUACAGCGAUCGCAGUUACUCUCCUGAUCCAAUGAGAAAAGUGGACGAAGCAAAGGAAAAGAUCAACAAGAUGCUCGAGGGCGGAGAUGAUGUAAUGGAGCAUCAGCAAGGUGGUGGAGGAUCGAAUGUUCCUCCUAGUAAAAGACAAGAUGGACCUUUAAGCGAAGGUGAAGAGAGGGACGACGAUGACUACGAGAGGUGGGGAGAGGGCGAGGGGGGCGACACAGCUAACAAGAAUGAGGUUGGACCUGUCGACGAUAACCUGGAAGGCAAGGAGUACUUCAUUGAGCGCAUGAAGCAGCGAAGCAAGAAUGUUUUAAUGCAGAGAACCCUUGCUGCUAAGGUUUGGUAGAAAUCCUGUUGCCGUUGCUGCUUCUUCGAUUCUUCUCCUUCAUCUGUGAUAUAGUUACUUCUCUUCAACGUGAAACUUCGACCGGAUCACGUGAGACAGACUUCUUACUCAAUUCUUAUGCCGAUCGCUUUCGGUAUAUUUAAAACAGAAUGUAGAGGGGAUAUAUCUUAACGGAAAACUGAUCGUGACGGUUGCGAGAAAUGUACCUUUUCCUUUCAAACUUUUAACUUUUAUCGAAGUUAAUAGCGAAUGAGUGCAGUAUAGAAUAGUAUCGUAUUAUCGAGAAGGAUUUGCGAUCGGUGUCAUUUCAAUUUUUUCGUAAUUGUGCACGAAUAUUUAGAUAUUAAAUAUUCGUGGCAUAUAGUAUACAUAUAUAAAUGUGCGUUUCUCGUCAAUUCAAUAACCUGUUUAUAUCGCGAAGUUCAUGAACAUCUACAACUUGUGAGGUCUUCUCUUUUUAACCGUUCGGAAAAAAAGAAAUUUUACACACCUUUCAACUUUAGUACUUAUUUUCCUAUCAUACUGAAACUUUUAUUUUGUAAGUAUUACGGAAGGAAAAAAAUGGAAGCUUCUGCUGUGACGUGCAAUUUAAAAGGGAAGUAUUUUACCGUACUACUUAGUGUAUGCGAGUGGCUUUUCAUCAUUCAUUGUCAUGAGAGAAAUAGCAAAACACCUGUAAGAAUCGGCAAAACGCAUUAUUCGCAACGCGAAAUGAAUCCAUUUUCGAUCUAAGAUUUUUCUUCGAGUUGAUUUGCAACUUUUUCGAUAAUUUUUCGAAACUGACGUUUCGAAUUUGCUGCGUUUGAUGAGAAGAAAGGCUGUUGUCAUUUACGGAUAUCGUCGAUUCUGGCCAAGUAAACUUGAGUCGCGAAUCGCCAACGCGAAGAAGAGACUUUCUUAGUAAGGAAUCUAGUUUCUCCCACACGUCGAAACAUCCUUGGAUUAUACUUCAUAAUUACUUUAUUUCGACACACAUUGUCAUAGACCCUCCCUUUAUUAUAAAAUACUUAUUUUAAGGUAUCAUACAAAAGUAAUUUACUAGUAAGACACUUAUAUAUGUUGUAUGUAAACGAGUUGCUGUACAAUUCAAAGAAAUCCACAAAUACAUAAUAUGGAAAAUACAAA